CACUGAAUGGUUUAAUUUGUCUAACAAUACACGACAUGUACAUUCUUAUACACCUAUAACUCCUACUUCUCAAAUGCCAGAAAAUCAAUGAAGUUAUUCUAUGGACGAUUCUCUGAACGCUGAACUACAUAUCCCAAGUUGCACUGUGCCUGCGUCAGCGUGUUGCUGGAGCAUCAGUACUUUACAAAUGACUGUACUAAAAUAGGAAAUGAUGUAUUCAGACUAAACCAAGUCGAAAAGAGACAAAUGUUAUGUUUUUAAACUAAAAUAUAUCCGUUAGUAUCCAUACUGUGUGAUACGUGUUAUUCCCUCCUUGGUAGCUGGCAAGGAGGCAUUCGUUAUUUAUGACAGUCUUUUCAGAAUGUGCAUCCCAUCCGUACUGUACGCUGUUAGAAAGCGGUUCGUCGCCCGGUCUCCGUCACUUUACUGGUAUCAUGUAACCUCUAUCUGGGGCGGACCGGUUCUGUGAGCAUGUCCCCCUAAGCCGCCUCUGUUGGAUCCCGAGCCGCAGUACUUCUCCCCUCCUCCCCAAGUCGCUUCGAGGGGGAUGGGAGCGGGACGUUCUCGGAAUGCGUUAGGGAUUUUAUUGCAUGCAGUCUUAGCUCUUGGGUCUUAAUACGUUGCUUUUUUUUUUUUUUGCUGUCAUGCCAUUCAUGCCGAAUAAGCGGUGAAUUUGCAGAACCGACCCGGGCGAACGUCGUUCCCCGAGUCGUCGCGAGAGACGGAAGCGGCUGCGGGGCUUUUUCCUCUCCUCUCCCCCUCCCUUGGUAGUGUAUGGGGUUGGGGCUGCAGUGCACGUUUGCGCUGCGAGUCUCGGGGCUGCUAUCUCGGCCGAGACCGCUCCCCUUCUGAGCCACCGGCCCAGACGCAGCUGCCCGUGCAAUAUCCCGCCGAUCCCCUCUUCAAAGCUCGGCUCGGCUUGGAUCGGCUGCUCUGUACCGGCUGCGGAGAGACGCAGGCGAUCAGCCCUGUGGCCUGUUUCCUAAGCAGAAGGUAAGGAAAACCGGAUGCCACAGGGACAUCACCUGCGCAAUGAACAUACAUUUUAUUUACACUUGCAGCCGCAGUUGAGUGUUGAAUGGCUUCGUGUUUGCUUUCCCUGCAACACCAAACUGCUUGUUUUUAGUAUUAUUACUAUUAACUGCAGCUUGGGAAUCUAGGCUAGGUGUUAACUUCACUUUUUGAACCGCAGUUUUUAUUGUCUUUUAUAGGUAGCGUAUGUGUGGCUACAUUUCAGCAGCUCAGGGAUGGAAGCUGUUAAACUGUUGCCAUUAGGAGAUGGCAGAUGUAUUGGUCGAACGGGUUCAGUGUAUGUGUGUUUUCAUGGUACAUUUACAGGUUGUCUGAAUUCAGAAAUGAAAGUGCAGAGGAGCAUUUUGAUAAUCGUCACAUCCUUUUUUACACUUCUGCCUUGGUGUGACAUGAAGGGCCCAGUCGUCAGUAUACAUGUUUAUUGAUUUUUAUGUGGUUUGCUUUGUUCGUACUGAAAGGCGUACUGAUAUGCUUGCAGGGCAUGGAAUUUGAAGAGGCUUUUGAAGCAUCACUUGGAAAUAUUCCUGUUUUGUUGCAAACCAACAUAAAAGUGAUAGUCAAUUAAGCUUAAAUCCUUGCUUUUAGAGAAUAAUGCCAUCUUGGGCUGCUCCGGGUUCAGCUUGGUCAAUUUAAUUUUCCUCUGACCUACAGCCCAGGCCUGAAUGUGUCUUAUUGGAGGUUAGAACUGUGCCAAUAUUGAGAGCUGGUUACCAUGGUGACAUGCAUCCCCCCCCACCACAGUAGUGUCAGAGCUCACCACCCCCUUCCACAACUCACCUCCUGUCAAUCCUCCUACCCUACUCCAUUCCAUUUACCUUUACUGGCUGUCAGACCACUUUGUUGAUGGACUCUCUCAUUCAAAGCAUCGUACAGGACUGAGCACGGCCUCGCGGUGGAUUCCCAGUGCCCUGCCGGAGGGUAGGCUCCCGAUGACCAGCCACCGUGGCCCCAGUGCCCGGGCAGGCUGGGCUGGGGGAUGGGGCCCGGACACUAAGGGUGGUUCCUGGCUCCUGGGCAAGUUAACCAGGCUGCCGGCCCCGCCCCUGUCCCGUGCCCAGCUGAAGAGGCUGGAGGAGCACCGGUACAGCAGUGCGGGGCACUCCCUGCUGGAGCCCCUCAUGCAGCACUACUGGGAGUGGCUGGUGGGCCGGGUCCCUGCAUGGGUCGCCCCCAACCUCAUCACCAUCGUGGGCCUGCUGACCAACAUCGCCACCACCCUGGUCCUGGUCUGCUACUGUCCCACUGCCACUGAGCAGGCACCUCAGUGGACAUACUUAUUAUGUGCAGGGGGCCUUUUCAUCUACCAAUCGUUGGACGCCAUUGAUGGGAAGCAGGCCCGGCGCACUGGCAGCAGCUCUCCACUUGGGGAGCUCUUUGACCAUGGUUGUGACUCCCUGUCCACAGUGUUUGUGGUCCUUGGCACCUGUCUUGCCCUCCAGCUGGGCACCCACCCUGACUGGAUGUUCUUCUGUUGCUUUGCUGGCAUGUUCCUCUUCUACUGUGCCCACUGGCAGACCUAUGUCUCUGGGGUCCUGCGCUUCGGCCUGAUUGACGUGACUGAGGUGCAGGUCCUCAUCAUUGUCAUGCAUCUCCUGGCCGCGAUUGGUGGACAUGCUUUCUGGCAAGCUCCGAUUCCCGUGGUAAACAUCCCAAUGAAGAUCGUGCCCGCCCUCUGCACCUUGGCGGGGUCCAUCCUCACCUGCGCCAGCUACUUUCGCGUCAUCUUCACUGGCGGCGUUGGGAAAAACGGCUCCACUAUUGCAGGCACGAGUGUCCUUUCCCCCAUCCUUCACAUUGGCUCCGUCAUCAUGCUGGCUGUGAUGAUCCAUAAGAAAUCGUCGGUCCGUCUGUUUGAGAAGCACCCCUGUCUGUACGUGCUGGCCUUUGGCUUUGCAUCUGCCAAGAUCACAAACAAGCUGGUGGUGGCCCACAUGACCAAGAGCGAGAUGCAUCUCCAUGACGUGGCUCUGCUGGGUCCGGGCCUGCUCUUCCUGGAUCAGUACUUCAGCAGUUUCAUUGACGAAUACUUGGUCCUUUGGAUUGCGCUGGUCCUCUCAGGCUUUGAUCUGGCACGAUACUGCGUCAGUGUCUGCAAUCAGAUCGCAUCCCACCUGAACAUUUCUGUGUUCAGGAUUAGGCCCCGGACCCCUCAAUGCUCACAGCUGAUCGCUGCUUCCCGUUCGUGACUGUAACUUCCCCCUGCCACCCGUCAGGGGCAAACUCUCUUAUUUCCAGGGAGAAGAAAGCAAGUACAGAGGUAUUACUGGAGGAAGUCCUGACUUCCACGGUGAAAGUCAGCAGAUGAAUAACACGUUGCUUCAACUCGUCUGACCAGUUGUAUUUGUUUUAUGUAGCCAUACAGUCGGGCACCAGGGCAAAGGCCAAUUCCAAAUAUCACUUUCUCAUGUCUUAUGCACUGGUGCAUGUUUGCGUGACACACAUUAAAUGCAUCCCCAAACACCCAAAUGCAGUAGGUGGUUUGAACAAGGUCUUAAAAACACAAAUCUUGACUUUCAAGUAUAAUUUUAACAGUCAGGUUGUUUCUCAUUUACUUGGGUAUUAAACUACAGUCAGUUUUAGAUUCCUGUCUGUUCAGGUGUUACUGGGUUUUAGGGAAAUACCCCCCCACACACACACACACACACACAAAACACUGACACACCAGCGACAGUUCAAUAUGAGUAGCUUAGUUUGUCUGUUUGUACAAGAAUAUGCUUUGUGUGUCUUACCUGGGUAGAAAACCUUUUGGACCAAAAUCUUAGCAAACCUUUUCGCCAAGACAAACUGGAGGACCUGCACAAGAAAGGCAUGUAAAAUGGUACUCAGUUUCAAUUAGUGUCAAUACCGAUGUUGCUAGAUGUGUUUUAUUUCAAACAACCAGCUUCAGGAUACGUGAGAACCAAUUUGAAUCCGUUUUAUGUGAAGUUUCCUUAUGGAAGGUGAUUCACUGCUGAUUUCCGUGUGCAGGUUUGCCGUAUAUAGCCUGUUGAUCAGUAUUAACAGCUCGAGACCCAUUUUAAGUUUUCAGUGUUUUAACACUACCCAAAUAUAUUUUGUCUUCUUUUUUGUGUUUAUGAUGUUAACAAGACAUCUAAUCCAGUUUAAAAUUGAAGGCUCGUCUUAAAUGACUUUUCAUGGAAAAUGAACUGGUAUUUGUUGAAUCUAACGUAAAAAGUGUUGCUUUGUUAAUGUUAAAUGACCUUUCUCGAGUCAGCUGUAACUGUCCAGUAGUUUUUCUAAAAGAAAACUGCCUUAACGUUGAUACUGAAUUUGAAAUCUUGUUUAAUACCACAGUUGUACUACCUUUUGCAUGUGUUUACAGAAAUGUUCACUGACAGAGCGGCUGAAUGCCGCGUUUUGGCACAAACUAGUUUAUUGUAAGAUACAUAGUCCCUUUCACCUUGGCUUCGGUUGUUGAUUAAUUAUUUCCGAGUAAUAAGAACAACUAAUUGUCAUUCAGGGUGUAAUUUGUCUGUCUCGCUCAUCCUUAAAUUCACAGCCGGAAACGUGCGGUGACAUUACAAGAAUGAUGAAUACUCGUUAUUUUGCACAAAACUUCUGCUUCAACUCCAUCUACCAUUUUUAGUCUUUGGAAAGCUGUUAAACUAUUUUGUUAACGUACAAUGCAAUGGGAACAUGUUUCCAAUGACAACGUAUGAAUGUUCUACCAUUUCGCGUUUGUGUGCAUAAUAUACUGAGGAAAUAUAUUAAACGUACUUAACGUGCGGCAAAAAUAACAGCUGGUUUUGGUUCCUGAGUGCAGACGUAAAACGUCUUUUGGGAAAAAAAUGCAUAUUUUUUCUUGCUUUUAUCUUCUAAAACAGUUUCUGUGUACGGUUUUGAAAACGUUGUUUUUCAAUUUUAGUGUAAACUUUCUAUUUAGAAACAUUUAAUUAUUAAAGUUGUAUGUAAAACUA
Molecule: messenger RNA, 4949 nt
Organism: Brienomyrus brachyistius
Lineage: Eukaryota; Metazoa; Chordata; Actinopteri; Osteoglossiformes; Mormyridae
Product: choline/ethanolaminephosphotransferase 1-like
Exons: 9
Coding region: 1962-3218 (418 amino acids)
Biological process (GO): phosphatidylethanolamine biosynthetic process
Cellular component (GO): endoplasmic reticulum membrane; Golgi apparatus
Molecular function (GO): ethanolaminephosphotransferase activity; diacylglycerol cholinephosphotransferase activity
Source: RefSeq, a predicted model, not a curated record